AUGUUUCCCCGCGACGUCUACACCUUUUACGACGAAGACGAGCAAACGUGGCGUGGCCGGGACCUUCCGGCGUUGUACAACACGAACCAAAGUGUCGGGAAGUUUGUGUGGAGCCUGUUGAGCCGGGCUCCCUGGAAAAUCGCCCAGAUUAGUGCCGAAAGUGGCGUUCGCGUGACGUACAACGAGAUGUGGUUAAGGUCCAUUCGGGUGGCGCAAAACUUAGCCUCAAUUGUGGGUAUCCAGAAGGGCGAUAUGGUUGCCAUCGUGGCACGGAAUAAUGAGAAAGUGGCGCCUGUGGUGUUUGGCUGUUUAAUGCUGGGAAGCCCGAUUAACACGUUGGAUCCGAGAUUUCUCCGAGAAGAUUUCGCGCACAUGUUCGAAACUAUCAAACCGAAGUUGGUAAUAUGCGAAGGAGAUCUGGUGGAAGAGGUGGUUGGAGCAUUUGAAAUGGCUGAUAUUUCUCCGGAGUUGAUUGUGUUUGGACCGAGAAUUAAUGGAUACGGAAAGGUCGAUGACUUGCUGGUGGAGACUGGCACGGAAAAACACUUUCUGCCAACGAUGAUUGACGACCCCGCCAAUAAGUUAGCCGUCGUGCUCUGUUCCUCCGGAACGACGGGCAAAUCGAAGGGUGUAUGUUUGUCGCAUGGUCUUUGCGUGGCGAAUAUGUCCCGCAUUUUCACUUGCUAUGAAUCGGAUCGCGUGCUAUGUUUGAGUUCCUUGUACUGGAUAUCUGGGAUUGGGACGCUCAUGACGGCAACUGCAGCGGGUGCGACAAGAGUGAUCACGACAGAACCGUUUAGUGCGGGGAUGAUGAUUGAUCUCAUCGAACAGUACAGAGUGAAUGUGAUCUUUUUUCCUCCUUCACAUGCGUUGGCAAUUUUGAACGAACCAACCGUAGGAAUGGUUGAUUUUUCGAGCCUGCGAAUGGUUCUUUGCGGUGGAGGACCGGUUUCGGCGGAUUUGAAGCGAUCAUUUGAGAUGUAUUUAUCCAAGGGUAGGUUUCACGUGGUUUAUGGCAUGUCGGAGUUGGGUGGAGUGUGCUGCAUGAGUGAAAUCGCCUACAAAAAUGGGUCGGUUGGGAUUCUCACUGAUGGGGCAAUGGCGAAGGUUGUUGAUGAUGAAGGCAACGUGGUUCCAUUCAACCAAGAAGGAGAAUUGUUCGCCAAGACGGAAUAUAUUUUCAUGGAAUAUUUCGGCAACCCGGAGUCAACCGAGGAGAUGAAAACCGAAGAUGGAUGGUUGCGAACUGGUGACAUCGCACGGGUAGAUGAGGAUGGUUUGUUCUACAUAGUGGAUCGUAAGAAAGACAUCAUUAAGUAUGCUGGCUACCAAAUUUCGCCGACGGAGAUUGAAACCGUUAUUAUGAAGGUGCCCGGGGUGGCUUCGGUUUGUGUGACAGGUAUUCCAGUUCCCGGGAACGAUCUACCGGUGGCAUUAGUGGUAAAGGCUUCGGAUUCAGAGGUGACCGAGGAGAAGAUCAUACAGAUGGUGGCCGAGAAUAUGGUGGAUUUUAAACAUUUGAGAGGAGGAGUUUAUUUUGUGGAUGCUUUUCCAAUGACUCCUUCGGGAAAGAUUCUGCGUCGAGUUUGUCGGAAUAUGGCAGUGGAGCUGUAUAAUGAGACAAAUGGAGUUUGAUUCAGGCCAUUCAGACAGGGAUGGGAUAAAUCUAAUUUUCAAAGAAAAUCAAAUCGUAUUUUCAAAUUGAAGCACUUAUCGUUACUUUUGGUGAUUAUUUUUCCACAUAUGUACCAUUAAAUAGCAUUAACAAAAAUAAUGUUGGAGGUGAUUAAUGGCAUUCAACCGGUAUAAAAAAAUAAUUAUGAAAUCUUCUCAC
Messenger RNA from Armigeres subalbatus, 1834 nucleotides. RefSeq lists its product as uncharacterized. The record is from RefSeq and is a predicted model, not a curated record. NCBI's taxonomy places the organism in Eukaryota, Metazoa, Arthropoda, Insecta, Diptera, Culicidae. Gene Ontology annotation, molecular function: long-chain fatty acid-CoA ligase activity. The coding region runs from base 1 to 1635 and encodes 544 amino acids. The transcript is spliced from 2 exons. Gene Ontology annotation, biological process: fatty-acyl-CoA biosynthetic process; long-chain fatty acid metabolic process.